This is a messenger RNA of Coffea arabica (coffee), 887 nucleotides long. Its product is annotated as small ribosomal subunit protein uS11x-like. Gene Ontology annotation, biological process: translation. NCBI's taxonomy places the organism in Eukaryota, Viridiplantae, Streptophyta, Magnoliopsida, Gentianales, Rubiaceae. The record is from RefSeq and is a predicted model, not a curated record. Gene Ontology annotation, cellular component: ribosome. Gene Ontology annotation, molecular function: structural constituent of ribosome.
AUACCAAAUACAAAAACCCUCUCAUUCCGCUUCUGAGAAAUUUGCAUUUGCUAGGGUUUUGUAUCCGUUCCCACUUCUCAGUCGGCAGCUCUCUCUCUCUCUCUCUCUCUCUCUCUCUCUCUCUCUCCCUCCCGCUCUCUCAGCCGCCGUCGUUGAAAAUGUCGAAGAGAAGGCAAAGGGAGCCGAAGGAGGAGAAUGUGACCUUGGGUCCUGCUACCAGGGACGGAGAGCAAGUUUUUGGGGUUGCCCACAUUUUUGCCUCCUUUAACGACACCUUUAUUCAUGUGACUGAUCUAUCUGGACGAGAAACACUUGUUCGCAUUACUGGAGGCAUGAAAGUUAAGGCUGAUAGAGAUGAAUCAUCCCCAUAUGCAGCUAUGCUUGCAGCGCAAGAUAUUGCUCAAAGAUGCAAGGAACUUGGCAUCACUGCCCUUCAUAUUAAGCUCAGAGCCACUGGUGGUAACAAGACAAAGACUCCAGGCCCUGGUGCUCAGUCUGCUCUCCGUGCCCUUGCUCGUUCAGGAAUGAAGAUUGGUCGUAUAGAGGAUGUAACUCCAAUUCCUACUGAUAGCACUCGCCGGAAGGGUGGUAGACGUGGAAGAAGGCUGUAAGCUAGACUUCAUCACAUCAGCAGGGACCCUGAUUUUUCGUUGGACAUGGUAGUAUUGUAGCUUGAGGUGACAGAAUUUAGGUUGUAUGGAAAUGAGGGAUACUCAUUCCUGCCUUUUUGUUUCCGUGGUGAAAUUGGCCUGGCUGGUUCUCCUUUGAGUCUGUUGGUUGCUUAGAUCAUGGAUACUUCACCUGUUAAAAUGUAUUUGGUUUUUCAACUUAUUCGGUUGGCAAAGAUAUCAAGCUUUGAGACCUUUGCGUCGUGCUUUAAAAUUUAA